AUGCAGGUAAGGGCCCAGCGACUGAACCCGGCAGUGCGGUGCCAGUGCGCGCGGAGCCUCCUGCCCCCCAGCCCUUCUCCACUGCCUCAGUUUCCAUACCCGUUUUAUCAGAACUUUUUCCUGGCUGGAAUCUCACUUUCCAACACAUUCCCAAACCUCACCCUCCAUCCCUCCCUCACCGGCCCUCUCUGCUCCUCACCCACCUCCAGUCCCGCUGUGUUAUAUACUGCUCCUCCUUACCUCCUCCUCCCCCCUCCAUCAAUCACUUGUGACAUCCGUCUGUGGAAGUUCUUGCACAAACCAGACCCUCACAGCCGGCAAACGCAACCGCAGAAGCCCCCGCCCCUUAGCAGUCUCUCUGCGUUUGCCAUAUUUCCCCAGCAGCCCCGGAACCGCCCCAGAGCUGGGCCCCCUCCUCCCGCCUCCAAGGCCGUUCUCCACGUCCUCUCUCCAAGAUCAAGAUUCAGAUCACCCAAGGGGGCAGCAGCAGACUGGGAGCCAGCCAGAAAUGGCCCAGAGAACUAGCCCAAAAGUUGUUAAAUCCUCCUCUGCAGGCUUCUGGAGUUCGCUUUGCAGCUCCAGAUCCCUAGUCUCUGGCAGGUUCCCCUCCUCAGACACCGAGAGAUGAAGGAGGGAGAAUUGGCCAGUUCUUCUGUGAGCCCGGAGGCAGCCACACCACCCGCAAGCACCCAGGCCAGAUGUGAAGCUAGAAUGGACUUGCUGGGGGAAGGGGGGAUCUGCAAGCUUCCAGGAAGACUCCGCAUCCAGCCGGCACUCUGGAGCAGGGAGGACGUUCUGCACUGGCUGCGCUGGGCCGAGCAGGAGUACUCUCUGCAGCGCACGGGGGAGCACGGCUUCGAGAUGAACGGCCGAGCCCUCUGCAUCCUCACCAAGGAUGACUUCCGGCUUCGUGCGCCUGGUUCAGGUGACGUCCUGUAUGAGCUGCUUCAGUACAUCAAGACCCAGCGGCAAGCCCUGGCAUGUGGGCCCUUGUUUGGAGGAGCCUUCAGGCAGAAGAUGCCCACUCGGUACUGCCCCUGCCUCCCGGAAGAGGGGACUGAGCCACCUCACCUGGCCCCCCGAACAGGUCGCCUGCAGCAGCCACCGCAUCUGGGGUUUGCCAGCUCCUUGAGCCACCUGGCCAGGUGGCCCCUUGGUGGAGAGGAGUCCCUCAGUGUAUCUCACCAUUCGGAGCUCGGCUGCAGGGCUGAGGGAGACUGCUCCUCCCCCACGAUGCCGGAGUCUCCCAUCGAUGGCAGGAUCGCUGAUUGCCGGCUGCUGUGGGAUUAUGUGUACCAGCUGCUCUCUGACACCAGGUACGAGCCCUACAUCAGGUGGGAAGACAAGAACGCCCAGAUCUUCAGAGUUGUGGAUCCAAACGGGCUUGCCAGACUCUGGGGAAACCACAAGAACCGGGUGAACAUGACCUACGAGAAGAUGUCACGUGCCCUGCGCCACUACUAUAAGCUGAACAUCAUUAAGAAAGAACCUGGGCAGAAGCUGCUGUUCAGAUUUCUGAAGACGCCCAGGAAGGUCGUCAAGGGCAAGGAGCAACGAGAGAGCCCGGAGCAGGGCAGGAUGGAUUUCCAGGAGGAGAUGCUGGAAGUCUCUCCAUGAGGGGCAGGUGGAUUCUGGGCACCAACGGAGUCUCCCGGGAAGGCAGCUAGCUGCAU
Messenger RNA from Hyaena hyaena (striped hyena), 1673 nucleotides. RefSeq names its product ETS variant transcription factor 7 (gene ETV7). Lineage: Eukaryota; Metazoa; Chordata; Mammalia; Carnivora; Hyaenidae. Gene Ontology annotation, biological process: cell differentiation; regulation of transcription by RNA polymerase II. Gene Ontology annotation, molecular function: DNA-binding transcription factor activity, RNA polymerase II-specific; sequence-specific DNA binding. The record is from RefSeq and is a predicted model, not a curated record. Gene Ontology annotation, cellular component: nucleus.